Messenger RNA from Parasteatoda tepidariorum (common house spider), 749 nucleotides. NCBI's taxonomy places the organism in Eukaryota, Metazoa, Arthropoda, Arachnida, Araneae, Theridiidae. The record is from RefSeq and is a predicted model, not a curated record.
UUCGGACUUUGACUCGGCGUCUUCCUCCUCUGACGAAGACGAUUUGACCGAAUUGAAUUUCCAGUCGGCGCCUCCUCCAUCACCUCCGACACCCACUUCUAUGGAUAUUGGCCAGAUGAAGCUGAUUUCUCCGUUGCCUCCCACACCUGAGCCUCAGCUCUUUGAACCCAUGUCGCCACCCAUGCCUGUGGCCUCACCACCUGCCAACACACUGAAACCCACUCCACGCUCCAUCGUCCAAGUGGCCCCCUCUCGUGCUCAUCCUGCCAGAAUACCCUUGGUCUCGGCCUCUGACUAUCGAUCCCGAGAGAAGCGAAUCUCCACCUCUCCACCUCGCCUCUCCAAUCCACCCAAAAGAUUGAAAUCGCCCAUCUCCAGGUCCAGGCUUCCCACCAGUGGCAUCUCAAGACCUCCCCAGAAUUCAAGCAGUCACUCUGUUCCACCCGUAGACUCUAACACCUCGAGCCAGACACCCGUGGACUCUAAAGCCUCGAGGACUGUCAUAACGUCUGCCCCACCUGCCAAGUCCAGCAUAAUCAACCAUCAUACCGAUGGUUGUGCGUCACGCGACUAUCGAUACAAAAGGCAUUUAUUUCCCUAAUCCCUUUCAUCUCCAAUUUUUACUUUUAAAUGAAAAAUUUGACUGUUAUCCCUCCUAUCAAUUUAUAGUCGAUGGAAUAUUGCGUACAGUUGAAUACAUUCCAAAAAACGUAGAUGAAACUCCGCAAUAUUUGUUUACCAAAGACAAU